ACUAUCAUAUCAAUCAAAUACCCAGAACUUUAAAACAAAAGUGCCUAACAAAAUGUGCGCGAAAUUCGUUUGUGUUGUGCUCGUGGCCAGCUUUGUGUGCGGCGCUUUGGCGUUGCCCUCGCAGGAUAACAGCGAAAAGGAUUUAGUCAACAUGAUCAACAAACUGGAUAAUGAAGAUUCUGUCUCACUGUUCGGCGGUCUCCGCAUCGAUCGCACGGAAGCAGGUCGCAGCUUCGGCUCUUCCAAGGGCAUUGAAUCGUUUGAGGAUCGUGCUGAACGUUAUCUGGAGACACAUGAACUGAAUCUUUCGUUCUCAGGCGAUGAACAAGAUGAGAAUGCUGAGAAUGUGUACAGCGGACGUGCCAUGGAGGAAUCACGCAGCAAGCGCAUGAAGAAGAUGCUGCUGCCACUGCUGUUGGCUUUGAAACUGAAGAAGGCUGUCGUCGUCAAGGUCAUGUUCACCAUCAUCAAGUUCAUCUCCCUGAAGGCUCUCGCCAUCUCCUUCCUUGCCCUCAUUCUGGCUGGUGCCACCUUCUUCAAGGAUCUGUUGGCCAAGAAGAAGGACCACAUCACCACUGCCUACAUCACCGGCAGCCCAUUGAACGCCGAGAUUGUGCACUCCGACUGGAACCGCAACGGUCAGGCUAGCGCCGCCGAUUUGGCCUACAACCAUUAUGGUCUGGCUCAGCCCUUCUAAGCUGAAAUAACACACAUGGAGUUCACUUCACUCUCUUGCACAAUCUAUCCAUCUGUCUAUCAAACAUCAUCUAUAUUUCCCAAUACUUAUCCCCACCUUUAACUCUGCUGCACUUUCCUUACCUUUCGAAUUUCCCCCACAAAGACUUCACAUUCUCUCCAUGGCUAAAUUCGUUGUAGUGUUGUAGUCAAUAAUUAUUUAGUUGUACUUAGUUAGUUAGCUGCGACAUACCAAAAACAAAAAAAAAAAAACUAAAAAAAAAAUGAAAAACGAUAUCCGAACAAUCAUCCACGACUUGGCUAGAACAGGACAAUGCACUCGGAACAAUGAAACUUAUUAUGCUUGCGCCAUAUUUAUUGCACAAUCAAUCAUGCUCUCUAUGCAGACAUGUAGCUCAGGUUUACCACAAGCAAAAAAGAAAAGAAACAAAAAUAAC
Molecule: messenger RNA, 1133 nt
Organism: Drosophila nasuta
Lineage: Eukaryota; Metazoa; Arthropoda; Insecta; Diptera; Drosophilidae
Gene: Osi15
Product: DUF1676 domain-containing protein Osi15
Exons: 3
Coding region: 53-697 (214 amino acids)
Cellular component (GO): membrane
Source: RefSeq, a predicted model, not a curated record